Argiope bruennichi is the source of this 756-nucleotide messenger RNA. RefSeq lists its product as uncharacterized. NCBI's taxonomy places the organism in Eukaryota, Metazoa, Arthropoda, Arachnida, Araneae, Araneidae. Bases 1 to 756 code for a protein of 251 amino acids. Gene Ontology annotation, biological process: proteolysis. The transcript has a single exon. Gene Ontology annotation, molecular function: aspartic-type endopeptidase activity. The record is from RefSeq and is a predicted model, not a curated record.
AUGUGCUUGGAGCGAAAAGGCGGGUAUCUCCAGGAUGCAAUAGGAUUAGCGACUACCGCUGUUGCUGAUAUUAAUGAAUGCCGCAAGUUUCGUUUAUUUGUAAAGGACAAAAAAAACACAGGACUGCGGUUCUUAGUGGAUUCAGGAGCUGAUGUUAGUCUUAUUCCUGCAACUCACCGAAAUAAAACAAUAGAUGAUUUUAAAUUAUAUGCAGCGAAUGGGACAGAAAUUCCUACUUAUGGAAUUAAAAUUUUGAACUUAAAUUUAGGACUUGGAAGAGAAUUUAAAUUUCCUUUUAUAUUAGCUAAAGUUGAUAAAGCAAUAAUAGGAGCUGACUUUUUGACUAAAUUUAAGCUUUUAAUAGAUAUUCAUAACAAACAACUUAUUAAUGGAAUAACUAAGCUGUCCGUUCGAUACCACGUAACAACAGUAUCUGUUGAUGAUGUUAUUAGUACUUUGGAUAAAACUUCUAAAUAUGCUAAUUUGUUACAACAAUACCCAAAUUUCACUAAACCUAAUUUAACAGUAUCUAAAUUUGAACAUGAUGUUGAGCAUUUUAUCACAACAAAAGGACAACCUACUUAUUCCAAAGUUAGACAACUGGAUUCCAAGCGAUUACAUAUAGCAAAACAGGAAUUUCAAUACAUGUUAGAAAAUGAUAUUACUCGACCAUCUAAAUCGCAAUGGUCCAGCCCUCUUCCAUGGUGCCUAAGAAAGAUGGUUCCUUCCGACCAUGUGGGGAUUACCGACGUUUGA